This is a messenger RNA of Cheilinus undulatus (humphead wrasse), 3461 nucleotides long. It is a transcript of the gene sufu, whose product is annotated as suppressor of fused homolog (Drosophila). Lineage: Eukaryota; Metazoa; Chordata; Actinopteri; Labriformes; Labridae. Bases 192 to 1607 code for a protein of 471 amino acids. The transcript is spliced from 12 exons. Gene Ontology annotation, molecular function: transcription factor binding. Gene Ontology annotation, cellular component: cytoplasm; nucleus. The record is from RefSeq and is a predicted model, not a curated record.
CAACAGGCUGUGUCCCUGCUGAGUAUAGCAGAACGGCUGUAGUUACACCUAAAUUUCGUUGGCUAACCGCCACAGAGUAAAACUUUAAUGAAUUAUUUUUCUCGUAUUUAUUGAAGUUGGGGUGGAUAAAGGAAAAUAACUGCACAGGUGUUGUUUUUUCCACUAUAACUGGAUUUGUUCGAGGCCUUCGCAUGGAUGAGGUACGGCCUACCAGUGGUGCUCAAGCCCACGGGCUGGUGCCGCUGUUUCCCCCCGGACUGCAAGCUAUCUACGGGGAAUGCCGGCGACUUUACCCCGAACAGGCAAACCCGCUUCAAGUAACAGCCAUUGUUAAAUACUGGUUAGGAGGACCAGACCCGUUAGACUAUAUCAGCAUGUAUAGGAGUAUGGGCUGUCCAGCCCAGGAUAUCCAAGAGCAUUGGCACUAUGUCAGCUUUGGACUGAGUGACUUGUAUGGGGACAAUAGGGUUCAUGAAUUCACAGGGCCUGAUGGACCCAGUGGCUUUGGCUUUGAGCUCACCUUUAGACUUAAAAGAGAGGUUGGUGAGACGGCACCUCCAACCUGGCCAGCUGAACUCAUGCAAGGCUUGGCUCGCUAUGUUUUCCAGUCAGAAAAUACAUUUUGUAGUGGUGACCAUGUAUCGUGGCACAGUCCUCUCGACAACAGUGAGUCACGUAUUCAGCAUAUGUUGCUAACAGAAGACCCACAAAUGCAACCAAUUCAAACUCCAUUUGGCACAGUGAGCUUUCUGCAGAUUGUAGGUGUUUGUACAGAAGAGCUACAGGCGGCACAACAGUGGAACGGCCAAGGCAUCUUAGAGCUGAUGCGUGGAGUCAAAGUAGCGGGUGGCCCCUGGCUUAUCACUGACAUGAGGCGAGGAGAGACCAUUUUUGACAUUGAUCCACACCUACAACAGGAGAGAGUGGACCAGGGUAUUGAGACAGAGGGCUCCAACCUGAGUGGGGUCAGUGCCAAGUGUGUGUGGGACGAUCUGAGUCGGCCGCCAGAGGAUGAGGAGGACAGCCGAUCCAUCUGCAUCGGAUCACAGCCACGGAGGCUCUCAGACAAAGACACAGAGCAGAUCAGGGAGACGCUGAGAAAAGGACUGGAGUUUAACAGCAAGGCAGCACUACCACCCAUCAACAGCCAGAGACAGAGCCAUGAGAGACCUCAGAGUCGUAAGGACAGUUUGGAGAGUGAGAGCUCUGCAGCCAUCGUUCCUCAUGAGUUGGUCCGAACACGACAGCUAGAGAGCGUCCAUCUCAAAUUUAACCAGGAGUCUGGCACGCUGCUGCCCCUCUGCCUGCGAGGCCGGUUGCUUCAUGGGAGACACUUCACAUACAAAAGUAUCAAUGGAGACACCGCCAUUACCUUUGUGUCUACAGGAGUCGAAGGAGCUUUUGCUACUGAAGAGCAUCCAUAUGCUGCACACGGCCCUUGGCUACAGAUAUUGUUGACUGAGGAGUUUGUGGAGCAGAUGCUCGGGGAUUUACAAGAACUGAACACUCGUGAGGAGACAAAGUUACCAAAGGAGUACAGCUGGCCAGAGAAGAAGCUGAAGAUCUCUGUACUACCAGACGCUGUGUUUGAUAAUCCACUGCAAUGAAAUGGAGACGCCUAAUCACCAGGAAACGCCUGCAGACACACUACAGAGUGGACCAUCCCGAACAGGAGACCUCCAAGGACCCUGAGCUGUGAGAUAUGUUGUUCCUGCAGUGGACGGCCAGAGACUGUUUCACUCCUGUAGCUGAUAUGAGAGAUGAUCUAAACACUUUUGACUGUUACUGCAUUCUCAGACAAGCCCCACCGUUUACAACUUUUCCCUGAGGUCUGAAUGCUUUUGAAAAUAUUGAAUCAUCCUGAAAACCAGCCUGUCCAGAUGGUCAGCCUUUAAGAACAAUCAUAGGUGACAUAGUAGCUGUAGGGCAGUACGGGAUGUUGUCAUUCCUUUAGCUAGGACUGCCAAGAUCUGAGGUCUAAAAUAUACACAUGGCUCAGUACAUUUACAUGCAGUUAAAAAAAGUCAAAUUAUUGUGUCAAUCUGGCUAAAACUGAACUUUUAAAAUGCAUGUUUGUUUGGCUGAUAUUGUGCUAAGUGAAACUUCUCAGUGUUGGGCUAACACACCUAGAUAAUGUGGCUGGAAAUUUCAGUGCCAUGCUUGAACUUGACGAGCACAAAUGCGAACAAUGGCUUCUUUCUGUCUUUGAAGAUUGCCAAUAGCUCAAGGGCUAGAGUGCAUUGCAUCUAUACCAAAAAUAAAGCAUAGAAAAGGUACAGUAUGUGCAGAACUGUAAAAUUUGUCCAUGUUUUCAUUGUUCAACAUACAGUUUACCACUUGGUAUUUGUCAACAGGAAAAGAGCCAGAAUAACUGAGCAGAGGAAACCCUCGAUAAAUCAAUUCUCUCACUGUCCAUGUAACUGGGAUGAGGACUGUAGUCCAGUUAAAUUCCGUAAUGGUGCUGUAAUCACAGCUUGACUUAUCUGUGCAUGUAAACGUACUGACUAAGACAAAUGACAGUGCAUCCAAACACUAACUGGGUUGAUGUGUCUAUAAACAGUUCUAUUUAUUCCGCAGGCCUUAGACAGGACAAAAACUAAAGUUUUAUCCUAUUUGUCGGUGUGUUUUUACAGCUGGAGCUCCUGUGUUUAUUAUUAACAAAUGCUGGACAUUUUUCUUUUAUGUUUGUGGUCAUACCAAAGUUUUACUUGUCAACAGUCUGCUGCCUGAACCGUCUGCUUCACAAAUGUGUCAUAGUUCUGUAAUAAUGGCAUGACAGGAUGAUGAACUGCCCUUGUCUGAGACAUCCAAACAAGCAUCUGAACUGUUUUUAUAGUUAUCUGGAAAAUACUGCAGGUGUGACCACCUCCUAUCUGAUGUGCCAAGAACAUGACUCCUCUCUUGAGUAAUUGUUUUUGAAUGUGACUGUUUAGAUUUCUCAUGCACGAUCAUUUGUGUUUUAAAGUUCUGAAAUAUAUCAAAUCUGUUAAACAUUGAGAGGGGGAGACUGUGGCAUGUCUUCUCUCAAAUGUUGUCUCCAGUGGCCACACAAAUAUUUUUUCCUUAUCAGUAGGACCUGCCUGAAAUUGCAUCGGAGUAAAAUUCCUCAGUGCCUUGGAUUGGAAAGGACCACAUAUUCUGUUGACCCUUAAUGCUGCCUACAGCUCUUCGAUUGUUAUGAGGUAUCACUUCAUAUCAAGGCUGCUGUGUUCAUCGUCUGUCUCUGGUUUCAUUAUUGCAUUCCACGUUAACACCAAAACAGAGAACAGUGUCUUUUUACAAUAAUGUAUACUCUUAUACAUAUGUCAACGUGUCUUAUUUUGUUUGUCUUUUUUAUUCAGAGCGAGAAAUGUAAAGUUUAGACAUUCUUUAUAUGUUUUUGUAAUGCUAUCUCAUUGACUGAACUGGCUGAUUGUAAUCCCAAGUGCAUUAAAAGGUGUAGGUAUUUACACAAAUAAAAG